This is a messenger RNA of Nicotiana tabacum (common tobacco), 465 nucleotides long. Lineage: Eukaryota; Viridiplantae; Streptophyta; Magnoliopsida; Solanales; Solanaceae. The record is from RefSeq and is a predicted model, not a curated record.
AUGGUGUUCAUCGACUUAGAGAAGGCUUACGAUAAAGUGCUGAGGGAGGUACUGUGGAGAUGUUUGGAGGCUAGAGGCGUUCCAGUUGCAUACAUUAGGGCUAUUAAGGACAUGUACGAGGGUGCUAAGACUCGGACUCAUUGUCGUGUUAACAAAAGGUUGGAGGUAUGGAGACAGACCUUGGAGUCUAAAGGUGUCAAGUUGAACAAGACCAAAAUAGAAUACUUGGAGUGCAAGUUCAGUGGUGCUACUCUGGAAGAUGACGAAGACGAGAGGCUCGAUUCACAAGACAUCCCUAAGAGAGAGUUUCAAAUGUCGCAAUUGCAACACCGGGUUCGCAAUGGCGAAGAAAACCUCACAAAUGCGGCAACUGUCAAGCCCAGGAGAUGUCGCAAUUGCGACGCAGACCUUGCAAACGCGAAGUCUACCCUCCUCGCAAAUGCGACCAUAUGGUCGCCAUUGUGA